This is a messenger RNA of Amphimedon queenslandica, 459 nucleotides long. RefSeq names its product granulins-like. The transcript has a single exon. Lineage: Eukaryota; Metazoa; Porifera; Demospongiae; Haplosclerida; Niphatidae. Gene Ontology annotation, cellular component: extracellular region. The coding region runs from base 1 to 459 and encodes 152 amino acids. The record is from RefSeq and is a predicted model, not a curated record.
AUGGUCAGUUAUGUAAAAGAUAUACCUUGUGAUAAUGGUUCAUGUCCUCUUGGUGACACAUGCUGCUCUGGUGAUGCAAAGCCAUGCUGUCCUUUACCUAAUGCUGUCUGCUGUGGUGAUAGCAAAUGCUGUCCCUCUGGCUACACUUGCAGUCCACCUCACUGUGUCAGGGAAGAAGAUAAUCACAUUACUCUAAUGCUGUCUUCAUCAGACAUUCCACAAAAGAGCAACAAUGUCACAAUCAUUCCUUGCAACACUGGAUACUGCCCUGAUGGUGAUACAUGCUGCCCUGAUGGUUGUUGUCCUGACUAUAAUGGCGUCUGCUGCUAUAACGGAUUUUGCUGUCCUACUGGUUACGUCUGCAGCAGGGUUGAUUGUGUGCGAAGUGCAAAGGAAGGUUUAAAUGUUGUGCCUCAAAGAAAAAUCCUUCUCCCACAUACCAAGAAGAAUAAAGAUUAA